AUGCUGGGUGAUGAAGGCAUCAACCUUAUCUGUGGGCUCCUGCCGCCUGACGGGGCCAAGUCCGGCCUCAAAGAGCUAACGCUGAGCGCCAACCCAGGUGUCACAAGCAAAGGCUGGGGACGCCUAGCCAUUGCAGUGGCUCACAGCUCCCAGCUCCGCGUACUGAACCUGGACUACAACCCCCUGGGCAGGCACUUGCUUGCCGUUGCUGUGGCCUCCAGUCGAACCCUCGAAGUUCUGGAUUUGGAGGGAACAGGACUCACCAACCAGUCAGCCCAGACCUUGCUGGACAUGGUAGAGAAUUACCCCACAGCCCUGCGGACACUCAUCCUGGCAGAGAACAACAUUAGUCCUGAGCUGCAGCAGCAGAUCUCUGACCUGCUCUCGGAGGGUGAGGAAGAGGAGGAGACGGAGGCUCGCGAAGUCACAACCAGGGAGAAGAACCCCUGGAUCUGCCAGAACAAUUCCAGCUCCCAGAUGGUGCUGAUGACGUCAGGCCUCGGUGACAGCCUCUUAGCAGAAACAGAAAUGUAGCUGGGCUACCCUGCCUGCUUCUGCCCCGAGCACACCUUUUGCCCCCCCCCCCCCCGCCCUCCCCGGGGGGCUCCCCCAGCCGUCUCCUCACGCCUUUCACCUCCUGUUGAUGCCUCCCUCGGCU
Eurypyga helias (sunbittern) is the source of this 658-nucleotide messenger RNA. It is a transcript of the gene LRRC73, whose product is annotated as leucine rich repeat containing 73. NCBI's taxonomy places the organism in Eukaryota, Metazoa, Chordata, Aves, Eurypygiformes, Eurypygidae. Bases 1 to 534 code for a protein of 177 amino acids. The record is from RefSeq and is a predicted model, not a curated record. The transcript is spliced from 5 exons.